Messenger RNA from Alosa sapidissima (American shad), 6131 nucleotides. RefSeq names its product family with sequence similarity 171 member A2a (gene fam171a2a). The record is from RefSeq and is a predicted model, not a curated record. Lineage: Eukaryota; Metazoa; Chordata; Actinopteri; Clupeiformes; Clupeidae. The transcript has 9 exons. The coding region runs from base 88 to 2775 and encodes 895 amino acids.
CCUCCCACAUCGGACAAUGGAACUCUGAGCAGGGAAGACCGCGGGUUAGGGAGUGGGCAUCUCGGCAGCAACACUUGAGAUCGGUCAAUGCCAUCCGCAAAAGAAACAUGGAUGAAUGACCAGCUACGGGGAACUAGUGAUGUUGCUGUAAGAAUGCCACCCCAGUACACUUCUCGCUUCUUCUCACUUUUUCUGGUCUUCUGCAACGUUUUGGGGACACUAGCGAAAUCCCUACCGGACCAGACAGCAGUUGAGGUGUCAGUCAAAGUUCAGGUCUUCGAUAACAGUGACCUAUCUCCCUUGGUGGACGCUGAUGUGCAAGUGUACGGAAACCAGUCGGUGCUGGCGUCCAGCAAGGCGGGCAAAGAUGGGAUGGUCACCGUCAGAUUCCUCUACCGCCCUGGCACCUGGGUCAUCGUGACGGCCUCGAAGCGCGGCUUCAUCACCAACUCAGCCCCUUGGCAUGCUAGUCGAAUACCCUUGUAUGCUUCAGUCAGCCUGUACCUUCUGCCUCAGAAGCCCGCCACACUCAUCCUGUAUGAUGACAUGGUUCAGCUGUUGCUCGGAUCCCCAGGGGCAAAGAAUCAGCCGUGGGUGCAACUCCAACGGAGAGCGAUCCGUGCCGGACUCAACACGUCCGAUCUGGCCCUCUCUGCUGUGUUGACCGCCGCCAGGAGCCAGUAUGAGAUCGGGGGCUUCCCCUAUCCUCUUGGCCUGGAGAACAAUGGCACAGGGCCCAACAGUAGCUGGGUGGAGCUGACGGCAGUGGCGGCGGUGUGUGCCCUCCUCUCGGCCCAGAACGGCAGCACCAUCCCCGUCUCUGACCCCAUCCACUUCUCCAUCCCCCUGCCCUCUGACUCGCCCCUCAAGAUGGCCACCAGCGUGCCUGUCUGGCGCUUCGACGAGCGCACAGCCCUCUGGGUGCGGAGUGGAGCAGGCUACAUUAGGAAAGAUGGCUCCCACAUCAUCUGGAGCUUUGUGGCUCCUCAGCUGGGAUAUUGGCUGGCAGCAUUCCCAUCCUCAACAGGCACCGCUCUGAACCCCUCUGGCCUGCGUGACAUCACCACCUACCACACCAUCUUCCUGCUGGCUAUCCUGGGCUCCAUGGCCCUCCUGGUCCUCAUCCUCCUGUGUGUUCUCCUCUACUACUGCAGGAGGAGGUGCCUAAAGCCGCGUGCUCCGCACCGCAAACGGCACCUGUCGUCGGCUCUGGACAGCUCCAAGCGGGACCAGUGCACCUCCACCUCCCAGCUGCACCUCAUCAGCAGCGGUCACCUGGAGACCGCCUCCUGCAUGGGCGACGGCGACGCCGUCAAGUCCGACAUCUCGUCCACGCGUGACCUGCACAGCUCACGCGAAGAGUUCUUCCGAAACGCUCCGACGUCUGCCUCCGCCGCACAAAAGCUGCGCCACUCGAAGGUGAACUCGGACACGCUCACGCGCCGUGGUGGAGGAGGAGGUGAUAGGGAGAGCUUCCAGUUGAAGGUGAGCUCCUCCACUAACACCACCAGUAACCUGGACCCACUUUUGCUUCGCGACGACUGCAGCGGCCGCUACAGUUCAGGGGAUGAUGGCAGCCACCACCACCACCACCACAACGCCAAGGACAACCAGGGCUACACCUCUGACCCCCCCUCGCCUCCCCCUCUCCUGCCCCCCUUUGCGGGACACUACCAGGAGGGCAAGCCCCCAGAAUACUCGGCCUCGCAGCCCCCGGUGGGCAACACCCAGGGCCAGCUGGUGUUCUGCCACUCCAUGGAGCAGAUGACCGAGAGCAUGUACCGGAGCGUAGUGCCCACGCUGGUCAUCCCGGCCCACUACGUGCAGCUGUCCUCCGACCUGUCGGCCAUCGAGCAGGCCAUGGAGCGCCAGCAGCAGCUGCAGCAUGACAUGGAGGGCAUCCAGGUCAGCAUGACCCUCCCGCGGCCAGGACAGGGUCAGAAGCAACAGCAGCAGCAGCAGGACAACCAGAGCCAGCAGUCGCAGCCGAGGAGAGAGGAGGACGGUACUGGGGACCAGGCACCGGGCGAGAGUCAUGAUGACGGCCGGAAGGACUGGGCGCCGGACCCCUCCUCGGGUCCUGUCCGCAUCCCGGUGCUGUUCAACGACUCCACCAUGGCGCAGAUGAACGGCGAGCUGCAGUCGCUGACCGAGAAGAAGUUGCUGGAACUGGGGGUCAAGCCGCACCCGCGCGCCUGGUUCGUCUCGCUGGACGGCCGCGCCAACUCGCUCGUGCGCCACUCGUACAUCGAGCUGGGCGGCGAGGCCACAGCGGGGCGCCUGCCCAUCAUCACCACCACGGGGAUGGAGCCCGAGCCAACCCGCCGGCCCAACUCGCGCUCCGGCAUUCCACAGCUGAAACACGGGCUGGGCGAGCGGGACGCGCGGAAGGCCAAGGACGCCGUCCCGGAGCAGCGCAAGCUACACGGCAAGUCUUACUCAAAGCUCCCGGUGAUCGAGCUGCCCGAGCCACCGGACGGCAGCGACGGCAGUGAGAGCCACCAGGGGGCGAUCUACUCUCCUGAGGACGGCUCCACGGCACCACUGCUGAACGAGGACGUGCCAUCACUCACCCGGGGGGACACCUUCCCGCGCCGCAACCGCAGCCGCGACAACAGUGCCCGGAGCAGCACCAGCACCGAUGUCCGCAGGGACUCGGCGACCAGCCCCGAUGACGAUGGAGAGCAUUACGCUGAUGACAAAGACGACGACGGAGAGAACAAGAAGAGCCCUUGGCAGAAGCGCGAGGAGAGGCCACUCAUGGUGUUCAAAUAGGAGGGAAGGAUGGGGGGGGGGGGGCCUGGACCGGAUGUGCACCUCACAAUCACAAUGUGACCCCCACAAACAAAGACAGUCGCACUGUGAGACAGAAAAACUGUGAAGCAUGACAGGACGAAAAAAAGCUAAAGCCACACAUUUCUUUUAGAAAAAACAAAAAGCACAACUGUGACUAGAUCACCAAGAAAAGUCUGGGUUGCUGCUGAGCCUAGUUAGCAGUUAGCCAUCACCGCUUUGGUGACUUUCGGCCAAGUCUGUCUGCAUUAUGUGGUGUUGUAAGCCAUUACUCAGUGAGUUUCUGGUUGGAGCUCAAACCCACUUCGAAGAUCCUCAGAGGAGAGCUCUUUAUUCCUGGCGGAGGAACCGGUUGACUGGUCAGACAUUCCCAGGGCAGCAAGUGGGUUAUUAAGCUAAAUCAGAUCUCCGGUGUUCAGCUGGCUAACUCAACCACCAAUGCUGGGUUCUCUUUAUACUUUUCUCACCUUCAAGUCUUUCCUGUGGUAACCUUGGAAACCUCUUUCCUCUUACUUUCCUUAAGACUUCUCUGUUUCAAGAGAUGCCUGUUUGGAUGAGGAGCCAUUUUCUUCUGUCGCGCGUUCAGGAAGAGAACCAAUGGCCUUACAGAACCUGUGGGUACCAAUGGCGAGCAAUCCUUUUUUUGUCCUCUGUGGGCUCCCGUAGACUUAUGACCCAAUGUGUUAAUAUCAAAGGAAUUUAUCAUUUUUAUUUGUUUUAUUGUUCUUUAUAAGUAGACUUGUGUUUGUUUUUUUAAAUAAAUGGGUCCCUUUUGAAAAUGUUUUUACUUGCACAAUAUAUGACUGAAUGGACCCAUGGGGUUUUGUUGGAUGUGAAGUAGGUCUGGACUUAAUGACCAUUUCUCUAUAGAAUGUGCACCGGGGCACUGGCUGACAUCAGGCAUGACCACAGGUGUCUGGGAACGAUGAAUAGUGACACUGCAUCUUGACAUUUCACCGGGGCUGUUUUUAUCUAAUGGCCUUAGAAUAUCUUUGGGAUAGUUCACUAAAGCUUGGUCAAUAUCGCAAAGGGAAACGUGUUUUUUUGCUGACUAAUUUUGUUCGUUGACAAAAUGUGUUUUGUUUUCUAACCUGUGGAUAACUAUACUUGCAUAAUUAACAUUUUGUUGAAGGUGUUACAGGAGGAAUUGUUUGCUGUGUCUUGCAUGAUGAACAGAACCAUCAGAAGCAUUUUAUGUGUGUUAUUAAAACAGUAAUAAAAUGUGUAUUUGCUUCCACUUAACACCUAGUUAUUAGCCUAGGCACAUUUGCAGCACUCAUAAGAUUUAUGAGUUUUCAUCAUAAAAGAAAUCAUCUAGAAUUAUAUGAUGCAAGUUACUCCAUUUGUUUUCAUUAAUUAAAAAUACUGUAAGUUAUUAAACACCCUUUGGCAGAUAUUCUGAAUGAUCAUUACACAAAAUGAAUUGAAGUUGUUUUUUUAUACUGUAAUGCUCUUCUAAAGUUGGUGGUUUUGAUCUACUGCCAUGACGUAGGUGGAGGCCAUCAGAAGCCAUCAGAGUUUAGUGUUUGUGCACAUCAUUGAGUGUUCUUUUUGCAACAGUUUUCUCAAAUGCAUUUACACAGACAUGUAAAGACACGGACACAGUUUUGCCAUCAAGAUGUGGUGUGACAAAGCAAAGUCUCUUAGCCAGUUUCAUUUAUGAAAUCACAACCAUUGCCUCUAUUUUUAUUCGAAUCAGGGGAACAUUUUACUUUGUCAAAAUGACAUUUGGAAGGUUUCUUACAUUUCCCUUCCUAGACACAGGCCUUACCCCACAAGCUACCAUAUGUUACUUGCUCCAUUUAGUUUUGUGUGAAGUUGGACCAUGGUCUAUCAGAGGUAUUGAGCAGAGAUGGUUCGCCAACACCACUGCAUGAAAUAAGGAUCUGCAGAUAGGAGUUUAAUAAUACCAACUAUGGCCACCUCAAUUAAAAAAAAAACAACUAAUUAUGCCUCUCGCUUUUCCUCUGUCAUAUACACGCGCACAGGGACGCACACACAUACAAUAUCUUACUCUCUCUCUUGCUUUUUUCUUCUCAUUAUUCCAUCUGAAAACAUCUUUACCACAAGUGUAAAGUGCCUAGAGUUUUGAACAAAUAUCUGUUGUUUUGUACACACACAUACACACACACGACUUUUGGGAGAAGUAGUAAAUUGUAAAUGUCUUCAUAGCCAUGUUGCAGGGUAGUACUCUCAGACUAUUAAACAACAGUUAAAGCAGGGAUCCACAGCUUUAUGGUUCUGUUUUCCAAUUUGGGCAAAACUAAACAUUACACUGUGUGUGUUUGUGUGUGUGUGUGUGUGUGUGUCAGACAGAGAGAAGGAGAGCAGGCUUACAUCAAUAUUUCGCCGGACUGCACAAGUUAGUGGUGAACUAAAAUUAAUGAAUGCUUUGUGUGUGUCACUCCUGAUUGGACAGUCUGGUUUGGAGAGGUCUGGUCCUCUGGUGGGGUAAAUGAAGGUGAUCACUCACACGGCAUCAGUAUGGAGGAGAAUAAAAAGGUUGCGCAUGCAGCCGUUUAUCACAUGUUGACAAUCAAGACGGCUACUCCAUCUUCUGACCGGCAGCUUUAGACAUCAAAGGCUGUAAGUGAGGACAGGGGUCACUUAGUCAAAACUCUGAUCUCUAAAUGCUUUGGAGACUCAGUGUAAUACAGAGGAUUCUACUGUCAGAUAUUAGACCUCAACUUAAUUUUAUGGCAAAAAAGUUUAACUGCCGCCUUAUCUGGUCUAUUGAAAUAAAAACGUCUGUCUGUGGAAAGUCUUCAGCAUUAACAUGUUGGACAUUUUACAUGCAGUAUAUUGCAUUUGUAUUCAUCCUGUCUGGCUGAGCCACUUAUACCACCAGUACCUACUUGUGCCAUGUGGAGAGAACAGGUUUCUGGAUAAUGUUUUUGGUUGUCACAGUUUUGGUUCUGGCAUGCAGUGGAAGCCAAUGCUUGCAAAACUAGUUUUAUUCAUAAAAAACUAGGGUUACUACAAUAAAUGCAAAAAAAAACACAGAACUUUUUUUUGUUUUCUAUUCUCCAUCAUGAUGUACAGGACUUGUUCAGCAAUUCCAGGUGCAUUUAUCAUCGUAAAAAUUCCCACACAUGUUUAGACCAAAAUUCCUCAUGCAUUAUCUUUGAUCUGAAUUUGUUCUUUAAUCAUUUUAGAGUGAAACAGUUGCUAAACUCUGUUACAUUGUUUGGUGCUGUUCAAAGCUGUAGUGAGUUGUGAUGAGCAGAAAUUGAUGGAUGCUUGCUUCUUUUCUGAUCUGAUGCUGGUUGUAGUGAAAAUGAGCACUGUGAUCCAUUUUUAACCUUUUUAAAUAAACGUCUCCGUGUUUCAUGCCUGAA